CACCGCUCCCCAAUCCGAUUGCGUUGGAGGUAUAAAUCACCGGAUACAGUUCGACUUCGUCAUGACGAGAUCUUUCGGACCUUUUUUUUUUUCGUACACGAUACCCUCUCGUUUUUUCUUAGUACGUUCUGCGUAUAGAUACCCCCUUGCACGGCCGAUCGGACUUUGAACAAGUCUCCCUCCAAAAUGGCAGCAGCUACACAUUCAUCCAAAAAGAGCAUUGUUAUCCUCGGUGGCUCAUAUGGUGGCAUGUCCAUAGCUCACUAUGUUCUCAAACACGCCAUUCCCGUUCUCCCGGAAAAGGACUCCUACCAGGUAGUCCUCAUCAGCUCGUCAUCGCAAGCCAUGUGCCGCCCAGCUUGUCCUCGCGCUUUAAUAUCGGACGACAUGUUCCCGCAAGAGAAGCUCUUUGUCAGCAUACCGAAGCAGUUUUCGCAAUAUUCUGAAGGCAGUUUUCGAUUCAUUCACGGCACGGCGACGGCGGUGGAUCAUGAGAAUCGCAUUGUCUCGGUUAGUUCAGCGACUGGUCAGACUGAGGCGCUCGAGUUCCAUGCCCUGGUUGUUGCGACUGGUGCUUCUACGCCGUCGCCGCUGCUGGGGUUGAACCGCGAUGAGAAGUUCCUGCGAGAUGCAUGGACGGAAUUUCGGAAAGGUCUGGCUACGGUGAAGAGCAUUGUUAUUGCGGGCGGAGGACCCGCUGGCAUUGAGACUGCUGGCGAGCUGGGAGAGUACUUGAAUGGCCGCGCUGGGAUGCUUAGCUCGAAACUUGAGAACCCAAAGGUCUCCAUCACCGUGGUUACGGCUGGGCCGAACAUCCUCCCAGCGUUGCGACCUGCCCUUGCCGCGAAAGCGGAGCAAUAUCUGGCCAAAGUUGGAGUGAUCGUCGUGAAGGACACCAGGGUCAAGAGCGUGGAUCCUCCGAACGCAGGAGCGGAUAUCGAGCAUCUCACAACCAAGGCAGCCGUCACUCUCAGCGACGGCAAAACACUGCAAACCGACAUCUUCAUCCCCGCAACCGGCAUGACUCCCAAUACUUCCUUCCUCGCCAAAGACCUACUAAACGCCCAUAACCAAGUCGAGACCAACCCCUCCACCCUCCGCGUCGACAAAGCCGGCCCACGCAUCUACGCCAUCGGCGACGCAUCAUCUUACGCCCGACCCGCAGUCCACAACCUCCUCGCAGCCGUUCCAACUCUCGGCGCGAACAUCAAGCGCGAUCUCCUCCUUGCUUCUGGAAAGAUGGAAAGCGAAGUGGGCGAGGAGAAAGUGUUCAAGGAGGAUAAGAGGGAGACGCAAAUGGUGCCUAUUGGGAAGAGUAAGGGUGUAGGCGCGGCGAUGGGGUGGAGAUUGCCGAGUUGGAUGGUGUGGAUGAUAAAGGGGAGGGAUUACUGGCUUUGGACUACAGGGGGUUUGUGGAGUGGGAAACAGUGGGCUAAGGAAGCCUAAUGGAUGUCAUCCAACGAAGGAUCUUCAAGCGAUCACUGGAAGAAAGGGAAACAUACUCUAGG
Trematosphaeria pertusa is the source of this 1508-nucleotide messenger RNA. Its product is annotated as FAD/NAD(P)-binding domain-containing protein. Gene Ontology annotation, cellular component: cytoplasm. The record is from RefSeq and is a predicted model, not a curated record. The transcript has a single exon. The coding region runs from base 187 to 1446 and encodes 419 amino acids. Lineage: Eukaryota; Fungi; Ascomycota; Dothideomycetes; Pleosporales; Trematosphaeriaceae. Gene Ontology annotation, molecular function: electron-transferring-flavoprotein dehydrogenase activity; flavin adenine dinucleotide binding.